This is a messenger RNA of Pedinophyceae sp. YPF-701, 741 nucleotides long. The record is from the annotation of a GenBank genome assembly. NCBI's taxonomy places the organism in Eukaryota, Viridiplantae, Chlorophyta, Pedinophyceae.
AUGCCGUGCGCGCUCCUCCGCGGCCUCGCCCGGACGGCAGCGCACCUGACACCCCGCCGCAGCACGCUGCGCGCGGCGACGAGCAUGUCCGGCGGCGGAGACGCCGCGGCCCCGCGCGGGGCGUUCAUUCUCUUCGAGGGCUGCGACAGGUCGGGGAAGACGACGCAGACGGCGAAGCUGGUAGAAGCCUUGAGGGCCCGGGGGGUGUCGUGCGAGCUGUGGAACUUCCCGGACCGCUCGACGCCGAUCGGGGGCAUGAUCAACGCGUACCUCGCGAGCCAAACGGACCUCGACGACCACGUCGUGCACCUCCUCUUCUCCGCGAACAGGUGGGAGAAAGCGAGGGAGCUGCGCGCGCUGCUGGCGCAGGGCACGACGCUGGUGGUCGACCGGUACGCGGUGUCGGGCGUGGCGUUCAGCGCCGCGAAGGGGCGGGCGGACAUGGACGCCGCAUGGUGCAAGGCGCCUGACGCGGGCCUGCCUGCGCCUGACGUGGUGUUGUACCUUGACGUGGCCCCGGACGUCGCCGCCGCGCGCGGCGGCUACGGCAGCGAGAGGUACGAGAGGGAGGAGUUUCAGCAAGCUGUCAGACAGCAGUACAAUUCGCUGCAAGGACCCACGUGGCGCGUAGUGGACGCCGCGGGGACGCCCGAGGAGGUCCACGCGCGGUGCCUCGCCGAAGCCACGGCCGCGGUCGAGGCCUGCCGCGCCGGCGGGAAGCCCGUCGGCGUCCUGUGGUGA